Protopolystoma xenopodis is the source of this 2451-nucleotide messenger RNA. NCBI's taxonomy places the organism in Eukaryota, Metazoa, Platyhelminthes, Monogenea, Polystomatidea, Polystomatidae. The record is from the annotation of a GenBank genome assembly.
GGGUUACAAUUACGAACAGACCGCAAAACUCAUGGAUCAGGCGACCUUGGUGAUCUGACUAGUGUCACGGUUAGCCAGUCUUCCAGGCUAGUUGCCAACUGUCUCUCUGCCCCGCUUGAUAUGACCUCGGCAUACUCACACGCCCUAAUCUAUUUGAUUAAGAGUCUAAUACUUCUUUUGAGUCGCAUGGAUUCCACUUUUUCUCUUGAUAGCUUUAGCAAUGUGAUUCGGUACCUGCCAUUUAAGCCAUUUUCUCAGUGUCAAUGGAGAUUUGUUUCGAGUCCGUGUAAAAUGGCUAGAUAUACGAUGUGCGACAUUCCCUCUCGCCAUUUGACCGGCCAGCUCAUGUGUGUAUAUAUAAGAGCCUCUGAUCCAGGCAGUCUAGAAAUUCCUGCAAUUGCCAUCCAGUAUCCUGGAGUUGUUGUUCUUAUGCCCUUUCUAUUGAAAAAAAUAUAUCCUAGCAAUGAUGCUCUCGAUGUUUCAGUUAGUCUUUUCAAUGAAGAAAGAUGUGAAAAAGAUCCUGGCAUCAAAAAAGAUGGCAUCCAACCUACAUACCUGCAUAAUAAUGGCUUUGGUAUUGAGGAGGUCAAGGGGAAAGAAAAGGGGAACCAUUUUUCACUGCCGAAUAUGGACUAUUUGCUGACUGAGUACGUGGGUGCUUUCGGGCCCUGGCAAUGGCUUAUCAUGAUUUUAUGUGCCAUUACUACGCCCAAUUCUAGCAUGCUGCCGGUAUAUAUUAGCGUCGAUCACCCUCACAGAUGCCAGGCACCUGCUGCUCUGGAGCAUCGGUUGAUGGAAUUAAAUAUGUCUUUCUCUCAGACCGCUAGGCUUAUUGGCCCUUGGUUCUCAGACUUUGCUGAUGGGCAAAAAGCCAACGAUCCUAAUGGUUAUACUUACGGUUGCAACCGAUAUCAUUUACCCGCCAAUUGGCUGGCGAAUCUCUCAAAAAUCAUGGAUUCUUCUUGCCUCCUGAAGUCGCUGCAAAACUUUGUAAGUAAUGCCAGUCUUUUACAACUUGAGGACUGCGUCGACGGCUACGUUUUUCAGGCCACCGAAUUCCAGUACGCUGAUAGCGUGGUGGCAGACUUUGGCUUAGUAUGUUCUGUCCGUUGGCUUUCGGCCACUGGUACUGCUGUUUACAUGCUUGGCAUGGUUUUAGGCUUCCUGUUCGGCGGCUGGCUUGGCGAUCGCUAUGGCCGUAGGCGAACUGUACUCGCCUUCUCCGCGCUUGAGAUGCUCGCCGGACUGACUGUCUCUUUGGCUCCCAAUUUUGCAUUGUUUGCCCUUCUCCGUUGUCUUGUCGGCCUCGCGAUGACCGGCAAAAUUACUUGUCUGACAGUCCUACCCAUGGAGCUGACUUUGGCUGACUAUCGCAGCCUCGUCAGUGCUUUCCGCCUUCUCGUGCUCAAUUCUGUAUUUCCUGGGCUGCUUGUCCUUUCUGCCCUCCUGUUGCCGGCCCACUGGCGUUGGCUGAAUGCCGUAACCAUGCUUCCAGCCAUCCUCGGUCUUGCCCAUCUCUACUGGCUGCCCGAAUCGCCUCGUUGGCUCGCAUCACAGGGUCGCUGGCCCGAGGCAAUGCGAAUUCUCAUCUCUGGACGUCGUACAAAUAUGGCCCUAACGCCGUCGGCCUGCUGCCAGGCGACUCGAGGCCGCAUCCUCUCAAGGGAUGAGUCUCAACUCAACGAGCUGGCCGCCACCAUUAUGCAAUGUCCGCGAGCCUCUCAUCAGACCACUCGAUCCCAUUCUGGACGCACAUCGACUUUCCUCAUGGCCUUUUUUGCCCCUUUGGCAACACCUUAUCUGCGACGAAUCACAUUGUUAGCCACGCUACUGUUUGCCAACCACAUGAUGGCAAUGUUCGGCUUGCUUUUAUAUGCCAGUCGGGUUCGCCAGCAUGUCAACAUCAUAGUGCUUGUCAAUGCGGCUACCUACUUGCCUGGAUUACUUGUUUCCUGUUUGAUUGGCCGGUUCAUGCGAUCCCGGCGAACACCACUCGUCCUUCUCUACGCGAUCUGUUUUGUAAGCCUUGGGACAUCCGGUCUUUACACUUUUGUUGUUGCUCCGGCCGAUGACUCUUUGCUCACCGUAGGAAUUUCCAUAGGUCUUGUCUGUAUAUCAGCUGCCCUUGGUCUGCUAUACGCCUACGUGCCUGAACUGUAUCCCAGUCAGAUGCGUGCACAGGGUUUAGGAACGACCUCAGGCCUGGGACGUUUCGGGGCUGUUCUUUGCACCUACGUCAACCAACUUGGCGAUAGUGUUCGUCAUGGCCUUCCCGUCGUCGUUUUUGCCGGCAUGAUCGGUCUUGCGUUUGGCGUACUUGUUGCCAUGCCAGAUACAAGUGGCGAGAAUCUAGCAGAUAAUCUGGUCAUGGAUGGGGAGGAGCCGGAGGAUGAGGUGAUGAUGAUGGCUGGGACAACAAAAAACGCCACAAAACUGUAUGCAGAAGAGUAG